UUCACCAUAUCACACCUCAUACAUUUGGUCACAACACAAAAAUUCUCAACUGAACACAGAAGAUGACAGACAAAGUCAGAAACAACAUGCAUCGUGAAACAAUACUUUUUCUACUGGUUGCGAUCAUAAUGGGAAACAGCCUUAUGACUGCUGCAUUGGACCAGACCAUCAUCACCACAAAUGAGUCUGGCCUAAACAACUCUGAGCCCACCGAGCAAUCAAGCCUCCCAGAGAAGCCUGUUCUUCAGCCCAAAGAGACUGCUCCUGUCACCGGAAACUAUGUGCUGAAUGAUACCGCAGGCAAGCCAUGCAUCAAGGUCUCCAUGGGAGUGGAGUACAUAGUUAUUGAGAAGAAGAAAGCUUCCUAUUUCAACUUAGACCCUUCCACCACCCUCGCAACGGGUAGAUGUGGUCAAAAAGAGGCCGUUCUUUCCCUGGCUAUUGUAGGAGAGGGAGGCUAUCUGGAUCUCACCUUUGAAAAGGAAGGGAACAUAUCCUAUGUGUCAAAGGUCAGAGCUAAUUUGGCACCAAGCAAAGGAAAUAAAAACUAUCCUGGGGUGAUAGAACAUGAAAAGCUGUUCCCAACUGCCGCUGACCACAGCCUCAAGUGUAAUUCUCAGACCGAGUUUCAUCUGGCUGAAAACCUUAGAGUGAAGCUUGGGCCUCUUCAGUUCCAAGCCUUCAAACUCACCAAUGGGAAGUUUGGAGAGGAGGUUGAGUGCUGGGCUGACUUCAACAAGAGGAUCUUCCCCAUCAUUAUUGGUGCCACGGUUGUGGGACUACUCCUGAUUGCUGUCCUGACCUUCCUGAUCAUCUGGAACAACCGUAGACAAGCUGGCUAUGACAGGAUCUGAGAAGACUUCAUGCAAACAUAACAUGAAUGCUUUUUAUAGACAUGUUUUGUGUUUCCUAGAUGCUUUUUAGUAUUUUUAUCCAUGACUCAAUAUGAACCUUUUUAUUGUUGUUUUUUAAUAUUUAAUUCUGUUUGCAAAGAAAAUAGAAAUAAUAUUAUUACAGUAAAAAAAUAUGUGAAUGUGGUUAAUACUUCUAGGAAAACACUCUGUAAGUUUACAAUCAUAAUCAGCCAAUAUGGUCAGCAAAUUUAAUCAUGAUACAUGCUAAUUAUAUUUUUUGGGGGAAAUUAUAUUUUGUUUAAAGAGUGCUCAUAUUCCCUUAUUAAAAGUGUGGCUUUAUCCAGC
Oncorhynchus mykiss (rainbow trout) is the source of this 1199-nucleotide messenger RNA. It is a transcript of the gene lamp3, whose product is annotated as lysosome-associated membrane glycoprotein 3-like. The record is from RefSeq and is marked validated. NCBI's taxonomy places the organism in Eukaryota, Metazoa, Chordata, Actinopteri, Salmoniformes, Salmonidae. Gene Ontology annotation, cellular component: late endosome membrane; lysosomal membrane; plasma membrane. Gene Ontology annotation, biological process: establishment of protein localization to organelle.